AUGGAGAACAGCACAGACAGCGGCAGCAAGCUAGCGGCUCUUAACUCGGCCACGCUAGGAGCUGAAAUGCCACAAAUUACGUUGCCAGAUGGAACAAAGGUGCAAACGGGAACGAUGGGUGCAUUGCUCAUCAACAUCCGUACGUAUAACGAAGCACACAUGGCUGGAAAUAAGGACAAACUAGCUCAGCUGGAAGAAGCGAUGCGCGCGACGUUGCCAAUGCUAGACAAGGUUGGCAUGUUCGACCUCUUCGCACCGGAAGAAUGGAUCCAGGGGAACAACGAGGGUCGGAAGAUCGUGGGUAAACUGUAUCAACAAUUCAAGUCGGAGCAGAAGUAG
Molecule: messenger RNA, 339 nt
Organism: Annulohypoxylon maeteangense
Lineage: Eukaryota; Fungi; Ascomycota; Sordariomycetes; Xylariales; Hypoxylaceae
Exons: 2
Coding region: 1-339 (112 amino acids)
Source: RefSeq, a predicted model, not a curated record